Messenger RNA from Camellia sinensis, 1331 nucleotides. RefSeq lists its product as uncharacterized. Gene Ontology annotation, cellular component: nucleus. Gene Ontology annotation, biological process: cell differentiation; regulation of DNA-templated transcription. Gene Ontology annotation, molecular function: transcription cis-regulatory region binding. The record is from RefSeq and is a predicted model, not a curated record. NCBI's taxonomy places the organism in Eukaryota, Viridiplantae, Streptophyta, Magnoliopsida, Ericales, Theaceae.
GUUUGUGUUAGUCUUGUGCUCCCCUCAGAGCAUCAUAACUUCAUCAUCAGAAUCUUCUCUCUCUCCCUCUCUCUCUCUCUCUCUCUCUCUCUCCUUCUCUAAUUCUCUCUGUCAAUCUUUCUCCGGCCAGCAUAGCCGCCCGCUCUGGCAUAGCUGAUCGGUUGAUAUCUCGUUUGACGACAAAGACGGAGAAAUUAGAAAGUGAAUAAUAAAAGAGAUGGGAAGGGCUCCAUGUUGUUCCAAGGUUGGGUUGCAUAGAGGUCCAUGGACUGCUAGAGAGGAUGCAUUGCUCACCAAGUAUAUUCAGCUUCAUGGUGAAGGCAAUUGGAGAUCUUUGCCUAAAAAAGCUGGUCUACUAAGAUGCGGAAAGAGUUGCAGGCUAAGAUGGAUGAACUAUCUAAGACCUGAUAUCAAGAGAGGGAACAUCUCCCCUGAUGAGGAUGACCUAAUUAUCAAAAUGCAUGCUCUUCUUGGCAACCGAUGGUCUCUUAUCGCGGGAAGACUACCGGGUCGAACUGAUAACGAGAUUAAGAACUAUUGGAACACCCAUCUCAGCAAAAGGCUCUUAAGCCAAGGAACCGACCCGAAUACCCACAAAAAAAUAUCGGAUCCUCACCUAAAAGAAACAAAGAAGAGAAGGAGCAACAACAAAAAGCAAAAAAACAAGACCAAAUCCAAUGUUGUAGUGAUUGAAAAGCUCAAAGUUCAUAACCCAAAGCCCACUAGGAUCAAGUCCUUGAGUUCCUUCUCAAUGUCAAGGAAUGGUAGUUUUGGUUGGACAAUUAGUGGCGGUUCUUCCUCAAGUCAUGAGGGAGACCACAGAGGAUCAUUACUUGUUGGUACAGAAGUCGUGCAUGUUCCAUGGUCUGAUUUCAAAGAUGAUGUGAAUCAUGAAAAUAGGGUUGGCUUUCUUGUUGGUGAUGAUCAUCAAGAUCGCGAUCUAGUCAACGGUUCGGACCUCGAAUGCCAUUCUCAAUUGUUGCCAAUGUCUGAUCACACUCUAGAGAAGCUCUAUGAGGAGUACCUACAACUUCUCAAGGCAGAAGAUGAUGUCCAAGUUCAGUUGGAUUCCUUUGCUGAAUCUUUGCUGAUAUGAACCAAAAAAACAAACUAAUAAUAGUUUUUAAGGUUUGGAAGAGGAAAUGUAUGAACCUUAGCUUUCACAAGCUUACCUUCCUCGUCAACUUUGUUUGGAACCAUAGUUAAUAUGUGAUGAUAAUAAUGUAUUAAUGUUGUAACAAUAGUGGCUUAAUAGUAAAUUGUAAUACGUGGAAUACACGGUUAUUUGUAUAGAAAAAUGCUAUCUACUUAGAAUUUUUUUUGUCUUAAAA